Molecule: messenger RNA, 2024 nt
Organism: Cladophialophora immunda
Lineage: Eukaryota; Fungi; Ascomycota; Eurotiomycetes; Chaetothyriales; Herpotrichiellaceae
Exons: 1
Coding region: 62-1837 (591 amino acids)
Source: RefSeq, a predicted model, not a curated record
CUCAGGAGCUCCAAUAAGUGUGCCAGUAACAUACAACGCCUCACCUGCUGUCUGAUUAACCAUGACGCUUCCUGCCCCUUCGUCUCCGCUGUCCUCACCUCCGAACCAAUCCAUCCUCAGAGAGGCCUCAGCAAUACAGGAAGAUGUACAAUACCGGCCACCAAAGGAACUCCCCUUUGAGCUAGCACAACAUGUGCAGACCUACUUUGAAGAAGGGCUUUUCACCCAAGCCUUUAGCUUUCUCCUAUCAAUCAUUGGCAACAGCGCGUCUCCCCUUGCUCGUCUCGGGCCAGUGACAAUUCCCCCUCCCUCUCAAAUUGCUCUUGCCGCCACACUCGCAGUUCAUCCCACCACUACAUCCAGGACCAGCUCGCGGGAAAAAUGGAAUCAGGCCAAUGCCGCCAUCCGGCUACUCAGACUAGUCUUCACGCUCGUGGGACCCGUCAAUGCCGACUUCAACACAGCAUUUGCCUUCCAUAAAUUCGACUUUCGGUUCACCCGUCGCAGCGAUCAUCGUCUCGAUGAUGAGGAGGAUGAUGCAAGCGGCGACGGCGACGACGUAGCGAGAAAAAGCGAUCUAAAUACUCCCUAUGCCCGCUCGCAGAGCCUUUGGACUCGCGCUGAAGAUUUCUGGCAACUAGUGGGUUGGGCGUUCAACUGUGCAUGCCACCCGGGCAUUCAUGCUACCCGGUGGAAUCAUUACCAACUUCUGCUUGAGUUCCUGGUUGACGCGCUAGAAAAAGACUGGCAGAUGCGAACCACCUCAGAAAAUACAUCGGCCGAUGAGUCCUUGCUCUGGCAGUACAUCGAACUUUCCGCUGGGGGACAUGCACGCGCAAGACGGAUCUUGCGAGCCAUUUUUGCGGAUGGGAGUCGGCGCUCGCUCAGCGAGUUUCGGGAAAUAUUCCCUCAUGAAUUGAAAGAUCCCGAGCAGGAAGAUGGGAAGAUCAAGAAGCGGGAAGUCGACGUCAACAUUGACCAGGAUAUUUACGGUGACUAUUUGGCUCAGGACGACUUGGACGUUUUCGAUGCCGACGAUGGCGAUGAUGCAGCAAGCACUGGCACCGGAGCAAGCGGGCGACCUCCAAAGCGCUUACGAAAACGAAAUCGGACCCCUUCAUCGACGGGAAUAACGCCGAAGACCAGUGCAGGAAGUCUCCGCAGCGCGUAUACCACAGACGGGGAGGACGCGCCUGCCUCGCUGGCCACAAGGCUCGGCGACCCUUCAUGCCUCUCUCUUCGCCUCCGGCUGUUAAGGCUGCUCACCCAUGCCUCCUCUCACCAGACUCUGAUGUCCACGUCCCCGACAACGUUUCCCGACCUGGAGGAGCUCUAUACACUUUUCGUGGAGUUCAUCCGCCCUCUUUCCCUCCCCGUCUUCGCGCAGAUUGUCCUUCCCACCCCGUCAAACCCUCUCGAACCGACCUCUCUGGCAAAUCUGUGCGAGGCUCUUCUCCAACGCCUCCUCGAAACCUCCGCCCCCAGUAUCCGCAGCCACGUCUUGCUCUCCGAGGAAAAGCUUGAGCAAGAAUACCUCCGCUUUGCUGCGUCAAAGAACAGUGUCGACGCCAACGCCAGAGUCAGUGUCCUGUUGGAGAGUUUAACCAGAUGCCUCGCGCGCAUCGGAGAUCUGAAGAAGACCGAAAGUUUGGCUUGGGCAGCUAGGGCCGGCAUAGAGAGGAGGAUCGGCCGUGUCGCGGAUUUCGCAGAGAAAAAGGGAGGCAGCAAGAAGAGGCAAGGAGACGACGCCGUCGCAUGGGAGUGGUUGGUUGAAAGUGGGGAGAGGAUUACGAGACUCAUAGAAGGGUUGCCCUUGGGAGAACGAGAAGGAGCAUGAGAUAUGGUUCGCGGCGGCAGGUAAAAGACCCACGUAGGAAAGCCGCUAGACGUACUGCCUACCAGACACUCCAAACCAUGAAGCUUCCGAGCAGGACUCUACUUUGUCUUCCGUCAAGAAGCCCAACCCGCUGGUAUUGCUCAUCGUACGUAUCUCAUAACACUCACUAUGCCACCGUUGAAGCGCA